Messenger RNA from Schistosoma turkestanicum, 465 nucleotides. The record is from the annotation of a GenBank genome assembly. Lineage: Eukaryota; Metazoa; Platyhelminthes; Trematoda; Strigeidida; Schistosomatidae.
AAUUCGAGUGCUUACGUUUCUUCCAGUUGCCUUGUACUUAGGGUAUCUUACGCGUAAUAAUAUAGUCUUAGAAAUGGGGGACCGAUACAAUAUUCAUACCCAGUUGGAACAUUUGCAGUCAAAAUACGUUGGUACAGGCCAUGCUGAUACAACUAAAUGGGAAUGGUUAACAAAUCAGCAUAGAGAUAGUUGUGCAUCUUAUUUGGGUCAUUUCGACUUGUUAAACUUGUUUGCUAUCUGCGAAAAUGAGUGUAAAGCAAGAGUUCGGUUCAACCUACUCGAGAAAAUGCUUCAGCCAUGUGGACCUCCUCCAGAACGUCCUGAGACAUAGUUUAUUUUUUACUUCAGAUAUUCCGCAGUCGAUUACACAUAGCUUGCAUAUUCUAUUAGAAUAUAACAUCCGAAAUUUCAUUUUUAUAUGAUGAACUCAGUCGACUGAUGUAAAUAUAUGAAAGUCUAAAUCAU